CCUCAACAGAAUGAGCAUAGAUAGGUACCUAGACACCUUACACCCCAGGCACAAACAGCCAACCCGUAACCCGCAGGCGGUGAGACAUAAUCUCCGACCCCGAAAGGCGGUCAGAGGCCGAAUAACCGUUUUUCGCUUUUUUCUCCUCAUCGGAGUCGCGCGUUGCUCAACUGCGAGAAGUUCCCUCUAAGCUGUCAAUUCCCGGUUCCUGGUCAUCUGCUAAAGUCUACCCCCUCGCCCGCUCAAACAACCCAUCACAAUGCCUUCCUCCGUGCACUCCCAAGAAGAACAGGACCAGUCCAUGCUGGACGCCGCCCCCCAGGAGCAGCAGCAGGAAGAGGUCGAGCAGACCGACGACGUCCUGGAGCUCGAUGAGAAGCGGAUCGUUGUUCUGCCCGGCGCCACCGACACCGCUGCAUCAUUCCAGUUCGAGGGAGAGGGCCACACGCUCGGUAACGCGCUGCGGUAUGCGAUUAUGAAGAACCCCGAAGUCGAAUUCUGCGGCUACACCAUCCCCCACCCCUCCGAGCCGAAGAUGAACGUUCGUAUCCAGACUUAUGAAUCAACAACCGCCGUCGAGGCCCUCGAAAAGGGCCUGGAGACUCUAAUGGACCUGUGCGACGUCGUGACGGACAAGUUCACCACGACGCGGGAUGCCUUUAACGCUGCCCAGAUCGAUCGCAUGGAGUCGUAGACACUCACUCAUUCACUGUACUGUGCUGUAUAUCUAUCAUUAUGUCUGUUGCUUUUGGAUGUCUUGGGUCGGCGUUUGUGUAGAAAAGUUAUACCUGUUUCUCUUUCUUCUUUCUUAUCUUUCUAUUGUUUUAUUGGGAUUGGUCGGUUGUAGAGUGCGACAGAGGGUUUGUUGUGUUGUAUGUAUAGUGAUGCAGGUGGGGUUGGGUAGGGUAGGGUACUUAUACCUACCUAAUUACUAUACCUUGCCCUUGUCCUUACUUGCUUAGUAGGUGGUAGGUAGUAGGUUGGAUACUACCGUUUUUUGGUGACUGGAUUGGUGACUUUUAUUAUUGUUGGUAUAUAUAUAGAUCUCGAGUUAUGCUG
Aspergillus heteromorphus CBS 117.55 is the source of this 1059-nucleotide messenger RNA. Its product is annotated as DNA-directed RNA polymerase core subunit RPC19. The record is from RefSeq and is a predicted model, not a curated record. The transcript has 5 exons. Lineage: Eukaryota; Fungi; Ascomycota; Eurotiomycetes; Eurotiales; Aspergillaceae. The coding region runs from base 260 to 694 and encodes 144 amino acids. Gene Ontology annotation, biological process: DNA-templated transcription. Gene Ontology annotation, cellular component: RNA polymerase III complex; RNA polymerase I complex. Gene Ontology annotation, molecular function: DNA-directed RNA polymerase activity; DNA binding; protein dimerization activity.